AAGAGAGUUGAAAGAAAGAAGAAAGAGACGCAACACAAGCUAGCUCGCAGGCUAGCUUAAUGUCCUACCGUGUUGCAAAUGUGUCCAAAGCCACGGGAAAGGGCGGAAUGUGGGGGGUUGGAUUCAUAAAACUGGGCAUGGGGUUGUUUGUAAGUAGCGCGGUUAUUGGACCGGUGGGUUCGGUGUCCGUGGAGGCAGCGUUGACCGAGGGACGAUUGAUUUGUGUAGGAGUCAACAACCAGAGCUACUACUGUGAUUCAGGCUACUGUUGUGGAGAAUCUCAGUGUUGCAGCUAUUACUACGAGGUGUGGUGGUUUUGGUUGGUCCUGACACUCAUCAUCAUUCUGGGCUGCUGCUGCGUGUGUCAUCACCGUCGAGCCAAACACAGACUGCAACAACAGCAACGGCAGCAUGAGAUCAACCUCAUCGCCUACAGAGAAGCCCAUAACUACUCCUCUCUGCCCUUCUACUUCAGGUUCCUACCUGGCUACCUCUUACCAGCCUACGAGGAAGUAGAAAACAGACCUCCAACACCCCCUCCUCCAUACAGUGCCUCUCAGCCGGGCCACUCCACCAGCUCUGACCCCCUGUGCUCCGAACAACCGGACGAGCUCUGCCCUCCACUGCAGUCCAGCCCCGUCACCCCGUCCGCAUCCGAGAACCACUCUCCAGAGCCCUGCACAGAGCAGCCACAGACUCCCACCACACACCACCCUGCCAAACCACAGUACCUCAGCCUAGAGGAGGACGGGCGGCUCCAGCAGGUGGCGUGCGCAACCUCACACAGCCUACUCAAACAGGACAGCUCAGGCGAAGACCUGAGCCAACCCGGAGACUGUUCCCCUGACAGCAAAGAUAAGACUCCGGGUCGGCACCGCCGCUUCACUGGUGAUUCCGGGAUCGAGGUGUGCGUGUGCAACCAGAGGCCCGGGGACGGAGAGGAAGAGGAGGAGAUGAAAGAGCUUGUAGGGCAUAUGGAUGCAAGGGAACUCGAGGAGCAGGACUUCUGUGAUAGUUGCAACCCUCGCAGCAGCAGCCCUCCUCUGGGCCCAGGGGACGAGGAGCAGGGUUUGGCUGAUUCAGACGUGCCUCUGGAGCCUCAACGACCCCCAGUCUGCCUCCAACUGCACACCAUCAGCGAGCAGGACGGCCCGCAUCAUGCCAGCAACACGGACCCCCAGAGUUGAGCACAACUGCUUCUAGCAGAGACUUACUAUAGACUGCUGUGUCCCUUUACUUUCUCCAGAUACAUCAGUUUGUACUGUCAGCAAUGUCACUUUUGGUGUACUUUUGGUGUGUGUGUGUGUGUGUGUGUGUGUGUGUGUUUGUGUGAGCGAAAGAGAUUUAAAAGGGUGUUAAUUCGUGAGUCCUAACGGUUUUAUGGAUUAAUAGGGUAAUCUAGUAAAGACGUUAAUAGGUCUGUUGCCGGAGAGGUCGCGAUCAAAGCCACAGGGGAAUUUCUCCUCCUUUUAUAGCCUUAUCCAGCUCCAGGUGCCAUGCCUGGAGAUUUGGAAGAUUUUUGUUGGUUUUUGGGAAGCGGAUUGACUCCUGCUUCAGAUGAAGAUGGCACUCAAGGUCGGUGGAUAUUUUACUAGCUUUUCACUCCUUUACUUUCAAUACUUAAAGGGACAUAUCUCAGAGAAAUGAAAGUUCUGGUGAUUCCUCACCCUUGCGUUAUUUUGAACGCAUUAAGGCCUAUGUAUUCUUAUGUAGAGUAUUGAAAUUAUACUUAACCAUUAAGGGACGGGUCGGCACAUGCGUUCUUCUGAUUUAACAUCAACCUUACAUGUACACUGCUGUCUACGCUUGGGACAGUCUGGUCCAAAGUCCACUGAUCCUUAAAAGGACAUUGUGUGGAUUGUUUACCAAAGUUUACUUGAGUCUUUAUUUUCUGAAUCUCAAAUUAUUUAAUUUAGUUUAAAUAAAAUCAAUUGAAAUCAAUCUAAACAAUCUUAAAAAAAUAACAAAUUAGUAAAGAGUAUAGCUGUGUCUCAUUUCAGAGGCUGUAUCCUCCGCAGGAUGCAGACUUCAAAGGUGAAUCCUUCAAAGUCCACACAGGCGGAACUGAGCGUUUUGAAAUGAGACUAUCUAGCCUACAGAGGACAAAUCUCGCCACCUAGCAACUGUAACCGCUGCUGUUAAUAAGCGGUAAUAAAAUUUGUAAUGACUUAAAAGUGAUUUAAAAAUUAUUUUAAAAUAUCUGAAGGCAAAGCAAAGUUUACAAAAGCUGGAAAUAUAUUUCCGUUGGUCCAUACAUGUACACAUAAAAAUGUGAACUGUAUAUAAAAUCGCUCUUUAGUAAGAUAUGUCAUACUCUUUUUGUUUUUAACACGUGUUUAGAUAUCCAAGUAAAAUAAACCUAAUUCAUACAUUUAAGUUGGAGAUUUCUUUUAAAAACGUCCUGCUGUUAUCAGCGCGCAACAAAUCUUGAGACGUUCGAGGCUGCAAAGGAUCCACCGGUUGUGUCCUUCAUUACCUGGGAAAUGAAGGACGCAUUUUGAGGUUGCAUUUGAAGGAGACUUUAAAUUUUUCAAAAAUGAAACCGCCUUCAUUGUGCCAUGCCAACACAGCCUCUGAAAUGAGACUCAGCUAAUGAAUAAAAAUAUUAAAUGAAUCCACAAUGUAAAAAAUGCUUGGUUCCCUACAAGUCCUUCAUGUUGUCCCAACACAAAUCGAUUAAGUUAACUUAAUUGUUUUUAUAAAUUUAAGUGGAUUGAACAUAUAACCGUUGUCUCAAAAAAGCUUAAGAAUUAUGUUUUCAACUCAUUUUAAAUAAGUAGUUUGAACAAGCUGCAAAAGUCAUUUUCUUUGAGUACAUACACAUAUAGUAAGGAAUGGUAAUGAAGCUGAAACAUGCUUGUCAACUACUAAGAACCAAUGAGGGUUUGUGAAGCAAGUUGGUCAAUGUUUAUAUCUGAAUUAAAGCCUAAAUUUGGAAGACUAGGCUUAAACAGCUUCAUAUGGAUUUCAUUAAUAUAUUUUAGGAUUUUUAUUUGGUAGAAUCCGAUUGUAGGUGGAAUGGAAUUUAAGUUGAAGUGCAAAAAAAGACCAAAAGUCAUGCCUUUGGAGCAAUUAACGUGAGGGUGAGAAACAGAGAAAUUUCAUUUUUAGGUGAGCUAUUCCAUCAUGAUUAUAUUGAGCACAAAAAAAUGGGAAGGACAGCCAAGAGCAGUCUGCUUACACUUCAGAGCUUUAAUAUUCUUUCUUGUCUUUGUUGUUUUUGUUUUCCUGGUAAUCUUGAUCUGGAAUAUUGCAUGAUGCUGGUCAGAAAAAAAAUGAAGGAAAGUAAUUACCUAAAUACUACUUUGUUUCAGUAUCAACAAGCAUGAACGUGCUUUCUACCCAGCAGGGUUAGGUUGCCAUUUUGUUUCAUCUUAUUAUAACAUGGUAUCAAGCUUUAUCCAAUAUUUGCAUGAUUAUUUGCAUAAACUGAAUAACAUCCUCAUAUAGUAGUGCUUUUUGAAGCUCAUUAUACAAAGACUAUUCAAAUGAAGGCUGAAAACAAAUGACUUUGUAUAUAGAUCAAACCCAGCUCGUAUAUUACAUCUUACAAUAGGUGCCUUUGUUGAUUUAGCUAGUUUUCAUAUGCCUUAAAGAGAAUUGUGUGUGUGUGUGUGUGUGUGUUGUAGAAUUUGUGCAUUUACUAAUAAAGGGCCAGUAUGAGUGACUAUUUUAGUCAAAAGUAACUAGGAUCACUUGAUAAGCCUUCCAUCGAAACAUAUCAUGAUUGUUUUUUUGCCUUAAUUUAAUUUCAGUACUCUCCCAUAUUGCUUUUAAGGUGGUUUUAUUUUGUAUCUUAACACUGUAAGGGAACUCUUGCACCACUAACAGUAACUUAUGUAUAGGCCUUAUUACAUAGAAUAAGUGUUUAAUGUGUACAGAUGUAUCGUAGCAGUUCAGGUAAGGUUACUGUCAUGUUAGUGUAGCACUUACGUAGAGUUCAUGAGGAGAUUUUGUUUUGUUUUUCUGUGGUGGUGAGACUGUCCAAAGCUGCUCCACUGCAUUCCCUACACUGUGUGAGUGUGUGUGUGAGAGAGAUAGUAGGUUUCUUUAAGUGGAUCGUUCUUCAGACCACUGUGUUUGCUUGACCUUUGGUUUGGAUUAGCAGAUAGGUGUCCUUUAAUAGAGUCUUAGCUUGGGCACAGAUGGCUUUUGGGCCGUGUUGAUCUCCAGAUCAGCUUGUUCCUGUGUAAAUAGAGCCUAAUUUGCGUUGAGACGUGAUGAGGCUGGAACAACAGGUUUUUGGGAGGCAGAUUCCAACACCAAUGUGGUGCCUUCGUCAAACCUUUAUGUAGCAGUAUUGUUUGGCUAUUAAAACUCAGCAUUGCGAGCAACAUUUAUUGAUGUAUUUGAGAGAGAUUAAGUGAAAGCUGUGGAGAUCCGGUCAUCUGUGCUCAUGGUGCUCUUUCUGUAAAUGUUGUCUCCAUUGUUUUCUCUCAUCGAGACCAAAGGUAUUGAUUUAAAGUGAAAAUCUGAGUCGUUGUGUUAGUUAGCUCACUGUGAAUGAGAUGUUCAUUCGGUUCGCCUGAAAGAAGUUGUCAUAGCACUGUUUUGACACUGAGCAGUGAGUGUGUGUGAUUGUGGGUGUGUUGGAAGGUGACGAAGGCUUCGCAAGCCAAUUGCUUUUGUUUUCCUCAAGCUUCGAUUCAAGCCUGGUACUACGUUUUAGUUUUGUAUUCGUAGUCACUUUCUUUUUAUAUAUAAAACUGUAUUUUCCGCAUUUUAUAAGAAGACUCAACCAAAUUAAAGACUGUCAGAGAAUGUUCCAUAUGAAUAAUAAUAAAGAAAGAUUUUGAGA
This is a messenger RNA of Danio aesculapii, 4798 nucleotides long. It is a transcript of the gene wbp1la, whose product is annotated as WW domain binding protein 1-like a. The record is from RefSeq and is a predicted model, not a curated record. The transcript is spliced from 4 exons. The coding region runs from base 60 to 1187 and encodes 375 amino acids. Lineage: Eukaryota; Metazoa; Chordata; Actinopteri; Cypriniformes; Danionidae.